This is a messenger RNA of Opisthocomus hoazin, 2523 nucleotides long. The record is from RefSeq and is a predicted model, not a curated record. Lineage: Eukaryota; Metazoa; Chordata; Aves; Opisthocomiformes; Opisthocomidae.
AUGGGUAAAAAAGUAAAGAAGGAAGUAGAGCCUCCACCCAAGGAUGUGUUUGAUCCUUUAUUGAUUGAAAGCAAAACAGCAGCGACGGUUGUGCUGAUGCUUAGCUCUCCUGAAGAGGAAGUUUUGGCCAAAGCAUGUGAUGGUCUAUAUAAAUUUGCAUCAAAAGGUGAUGAGAACAAAGUCACACUUCUUGGUCUUGGAGCAGUGGAACAUCUCUAUAAACUCAUCUUACAUGAAAAUCCAACUGUACGCAGAAAUGCCAUCAUGACAUUUGGUAUCAUGGCUUCUAAUCAUGACGUCAAGAAGUUACUGAGGGAACUGAAUGUCACAAAUUCACUUAUAUCACAGCUGGCGCCGGAAGAAGAUGUAGUUAUCCAUGAAUUUGCUACUCUGUGUCUAGCACAUAUGGCUGUUGAAUAUACUACUAAAGUACAAAUAUUUGAGCAAGGUGGACUAGAACCACUUAUCAGACUGCUAGGUAGCCCUGAUCCUGAUGUUAAGAAGAAUUCAGUUGAAUGUAUCUACCUCCUGGUGCAGGAUUUUCAAAGCUGUGCUGCAGUUCGUGCACUGAAUGUAAUUCCACCCUUGCUGGAGCUACUGAAAUCUGAAUACCCAGUUAUUCAGUUGUUAGCCCUUAAAACCUUAGAAGUAAUUAGCAAAGACAGAGAAACCAGGAUAAUACUGGGAGAAAAUGAAGGAUUAGAUUGUCUUCUGAAGAUACUGGAAACCAAUGAAUUCAGCGAUCUACACGUGGAAGCUCUUGCUGUGUUGGGAAAUUGCCUGGAAGAUGUGCAUACUCUGCAGCUGAUUCAGCAGACAGGAGGCCUUAAAAAGCUACUUGCAUGUGUAGGAGUCUCUACUGUUCCCGAUAUUCAGAAGAAUGCAGCAAAGGCAAUUACCAAAGCGGCUUAUGACUCUGAAAAUAGAAAAAUUUUAAAUGAGGAAGAGGUUGAGAAGUGUCUCAUAAGCCUUUUGGAAGUUGAUAAUGAUGAAGUUAAAGUUGCCGCUUCCCGAGCAAUUUCUGCCAUGUGUGAGAAUUUAGCUAGCAAACGUGUGUUUGGACUGCAGGGGAUUUCCCAGCUAGUGCAGUUGCUAAGCAGUGACAAUGAAGAGGUAAAAGAAGCUGCAGUGACAGCAUUAGUUUAUUUGACGGCAGACAGUCCUAGUAAUGCAAGUGCUGUUUCUGAGGCUGAAGGAAUUGAGCCAUUAGUAAAUACCUUGAGUGCUCAGAGAGAUGGGGCCAUUGCUAAUGCUGCCACAGUGCUAACAAAUCUGGCUGUGCAAGAGCCAUUCCGCAUAAAUAUCCAGAGCCGUGGUAUUAUGAGUGCACUUGCAGAACCGUUGCGCUCGACCAACAGCCAAGUGCAAAGCAAAGCAGCAUUUGCUGUGGCUGUGUUUGGUUGUGACGCUGAUGCAACAACUGAGUUAAGAAAUGCAGGUGGACUGGGACCACUCGUUAAAUUGCUGCAUUCUAAGAAUGAAGGAGUCAGAAGAAAUGCCUGUUUGGCUGUUACGGUCUGUGCAAGUGACGAACUAACCGCUGUUGAACUCUGCAGGCUAGGUGCUUUAGACAUCCUAGAAGAAAUAAAUUUAUCAACAGGACACAAAAACAAAGUCAGUGAAGCUGCUCUGGAAAAGCUACUUGACAACAAUCUUCCCCAAAAGUACAGCCAGAUGGGAUAUUUAUCAUCAAGUAACAUCAUUACUGAUGGAUUCUAUGAUUGUGGUCAGAUAAAACCUGGAGUGAAAUUGUUAUCUUUGGAGGAACUGAGUAUGCAAGAGCUUACUGACCGUCGGGCCAUAAUCUUCAUUAAUGCCAAACCACGAGAAGAUGUCCUUGCAGUAGAGGAAAAGGCACAAGAUUCAUCUUCUGAACAGACUAUCAUGUCACCUAUUUCAAGAAAAAGCAGUAGAGAAAAAGCAAGAAAAGGGAAGGGGAAAAAAGAAGAGGAAAAAAUGAAGGAAGUUACUCAGAUUGUAUCUAAAGUCCAGGAUGAAAUAAAUCUAGAAAAUUCACACUGGCUACCACCACCUGACUUCAUUUUACUGGAUUAUAUUAAUGAUGCUUCCAGAACAAUUCUACCACUAACUACUACCCGGGAACAGGUUGUGGCUCUUGCACAGUUUGUUGCAGAUAAGAUGGGUGGCCCGAUUGGAAGAGACAAACUACAUGACUUCAGCUGGGAACUUCACAUAAGUGAAAUAGAAUUUGAACUGAAAUGCAACGUUGUGCCUAUCGGGAAAGUCAAAAAAGGGACAUUCUGUCACAGGGCUUUGCUUUUCAAGGUGAUAGCAGACAGAAUUGGCAUUGGCUGUAGUUUAGUUCGUGGCGAGUAUAACAGAGCUUGGAACGAAGUUAAAUUGGUUGAUGACUCUCCUCAAGGAAUAGCUGGGCUUCUACUUCCUCCUCAAGAGUUUAUUGUAGACCUAAUGUUUGAGCCAGGCCUUUUGAUAAAACAGGGAAGUGCAAAGGCAGAUCAGUACAAACAUGUCUACUUUGGCAAGAUUUGUCAAGAUGGUUAA